Messenger RNA from Lycium ferocissimum, 1504 nucleotides. RefSeq names its product F-box only protein 13. Bases 76 to 1329 code for a protein of 417 amino acids. The transcript has a single exon. The record is from RefSeq and is a predicted model, not a curated record. Gene Ontology annotation, molecular function: protein binding. Lineage: Eukaryota; Viridiplantae; Streptophyta; Magnoliopsida; Solanales; Solanaceae.
CAUGUCAAACCCCACACAAAAAAAUUAGCUUCUCUCUAUACCAAACUAAGCUAUUCAAUAUUCUUCCCAAUUCCAAUGGCCUCUAGGAGAAAUCUGAAGAGGAAAUCACCAGAGAAAUAUGAAGAAGAUGGAGCUUUUGUUUUCCCACUGGAUGAACUUAAUCAAGAUCUUCUUGAAAGAGUUCUUUCAUGGCUACCAACUUCAACUUUUCUCAGCCUAAGUUCAGUCUGCAAGAGAUGGAAAUCUGCUGCUACUUCACCUGUUUUCCACUCUGCUUGCUCUCAAAUUCCAACCAGAGAACCCUGGUUUUACAUGGUUGAUUCUUCACAAUCUUCUCACUUCAAUAAUCAACAACAGUUUGUGUAUGAUUCUGCUGAGAUGAAAUGGAAAUUCCUUAAUUACCCAUCUAACUUUCUUGAAGAAAAACAGCAAAAUGACUCAAAUUUGUCAAAUUUCCUCCCUGUUGCUGCUUCUAGUGGACUCCUCUGUUUUCAUAAUGAAGAAAAUGGUGAAUUUCUCAUAUCCAACCCUGUUACUUCCUCAUUUCGAAAGCUCCCUUCAUUGGAUUAUUCCAAUAAUACCCUUUGUGCCAUUGGAAUGUAUUCCACUCAAGAAUCAUACAAAGUUUACCUAAUUUUUGGAGAAACACCAAAUCUUUCCUUCAGAGUAUACAAUUCAACCACAAAUAACUGGGAGGACUCUCAAGUUCUUAGUAGAAAAUCUUCUCAAUCAUUCAGUCCUGAUGAUGAUGAUGAUGAUGAAGAAGAUAGCCAAAUGCUCUAUUUCUUGAGUAAAUGUGGGAAUGUAGUAGCAACUGAAAUACAAAAAACCCCAUGUAAACAGUACUCUUCAAUAACCACCACAAAAGACGGUCAAGAAAUCCUCUGUUUCUUGAACUCUUCUGGGAAAGUGGUUGUUUGCAAUUUUACUGAGAAGCACUUUUUUGAGUACCCAAGAUUGCUCCCACUUCAUAAUGAGUAUUCAAUUGAUUUAGUUGAAUGUGGAGGAGAAAUUUUUGUGGUUGUGUUAUCUGAAUUCUUGGAAACUGCAAGCCUUAGAAUAUGGAAAUUUGAUGAAAAAGAAUGGACUUGGAAUCAGGUUUUAGCAAUGCCAGCAGCAAUUUCACAUGAAUUUUAUGGCAAGAAAUUGGAUAUCAAUUGCAGUGGUUCUGGUGAACAACUAUUUGUCUGCAUUUCUAAUUCUUUUGAUGAGAGUUGUAGGUAUUUCUUAUGCAAUUUGGCUGGAAAUGAGUGGACUGAAUUGCCUGCUUGUUGUAGGAAAUUCAGUUGUGCAUUCUCUUUUCAGCCUAGGAUUGAAGCUUCUGUGUGAAAGCAGAAAUUAUUCGAUUUGACUGGGAGGAAAAUGUAGUAGGAUUUAGAUUUGGGAUUCUUCAUUCUUUUUUCUUUUUACUUCUAGUUUGUUUUACUUUUCACUUUAUUCUUUUAGGAUAUUUUUCUUGUUACUUUGGAAUUAUUUAUUAUAGUUGGUGAUAUUUUUUUCGGCU